Molecule: messenger RNA, 1452 nt
Organism: Acaromyces ingoldii
Lineage: Eukaryota; Fungi; Basidiomycota; Exobasidiomycetes; Exobasidiales; Cryptobasidiaceae
Product: cytochrome P450
Exons: 2
Coding region: 1-1452 (483 amino acids)
Molecular function (GO): oxidoreductase activity, acting on paired donors, with incorporation or reduction of molecular oxygen; heme binding; monooxygenase activity
Source: RefSeq, a predicted model, not a curated record
AUGUCGCCACUGCCCGCCCCUGCUGUACAAUGGCUCGCCGCAGGCCUACUUGUCGUCCUUGCCUGGCUGCUGGUCGGCGCCAAGAGGGGCCAGAGACUCCCGCCCGGGCCGAGAUCACACUUCUGGACGGGGGCAAAGGUUAAAGAUGGAACUCCUCCAUGGCUCCGUUAUGCGCGUCUGCAUCAAGAGCAUGGCGAGAUUAUCACGCUCUCCUCCGGGCCACUGCAGCCCAAGAUGUUUGUGCUGGGCACCGCCGCCGCCGCUCACGAGAUCCUCGACCGCCACUCGUCCUCGUCUGCUGGCCGGCCGAGGCUGGUGACGCUGCAGGAGGUCGUGUCGCAGAACAUGCGCACUCUCUCGAUGGAUGUCGGCCCGCGCUGGUCGCGCUACCGCAAGGCAAUGGCCGAGACGCUGGCCGAGGGAAGCGCGAGGCACUACCAGCCCGUGCAGGAGAAAGAGGCCCGGAUCACCGUUGAUGCCCUGGCUCGCCAGCCAAGCUCGUUUGCACAGCAAUUCCAGCGCAUGUCUGCCAGCGGCAUCAUGACGGUCACCUACGACCACCCGCUGUCGCGCAUGGACGAUGUGUGGAUUGUGCGGCUGUUCGACUCGAUCAAGAACGUGGCACCCUUCUUCAUCGCUCGCACCUACCUCGACCGGCUUCCCGUGCUUGUGCACCUGCCCAUGUUUUUGAAUCCGGUAAAGCGACGAGCGCUCGAGAUCCACGCGCAGGAGCUGGCCCUCUUCACCGACAUGUACGCCACUGUGCGGACAAGGCGCGACGAAGGAAAGGCCGCCGACUCGUUUGCGAGCCGGCUGCAGGAGAGACAGGCGCGUCUGGGCCUCUCUGACGCCGAGGCGGCCUACCUCUCGGGCGCACUGUACUUUGCAGGCAGCGACACGACGAGCGCCGCCCUUUCGGCUUUUGUCCUGGCCAUGGUCAGCAACCCAAAGGCGCAGCGACGGGCGCAGGCGGAGCUCGACGCUGUAGUCGGCUCCGAGCGCAUGCCCACCUUUGACGACUUGCCCCAGCUGCCGAUCUUGCGGGCGACGCUGUUUGAGUCGAUGCGCUGGCGACCGAUCUCGCCGCUGGGCUUCCCGCACCGGCUGACGGAAGACGUGCCUUACAAGAACUAUGUCCUUCCCAAGGGCAGCACUGUCCUCGCCAACAUCUGGUCCAUCCACCACGACCCGCGCGAGUACAGUGACCCAGACGUGUUCAACCCAGACCGCUUUCUUGAAAAUGGCGCCUUCAGGGGCACCUGGUUCAGCCCACAGCGGGGCCAUGCCGGCUUCGGCCACGGCAAGCGCAUCUGCCCCGGCCUCCAUGUGGCCGAGCGGUCGCUCCUCAUUGGCGCGGCCAGCCUACUUUGGGCCUUUACCAUGGCGGGUGAGGUCGACACCAUGGCGUUUGCCAACAAGCUUCCCACGGCACCCCUGCCCUUUGAUGCGUGA